AUGUUAUUGGGCAUAACGCCUGGUAGCAGUGGAGGCAGUACAUACGGUGAUUAUACUUCUUGUGGAUCACCAGAGGUUGAUGUGGUUGCAUUUACUCCAAUGCUACAACAGAGUCCUAACCAGGAAGAGGAGAAGAAGUAUUUUUGCCAACGAUGUUUAAAUCAUGGUGAACAACAUCCCAGAAAAGGCAGAUAA
Messenger RNA from Enterobius vermicularis (human pinworm), 195 nucleotides. NCBI's taxonomy places the organism in Eukaryota, Metazoa, Nematoda, Chromadorea, Rhabditida, Oxyuridae. The record is from the annotation of a GenBank genome assembly.